Naegleria gruberi is the source of this 2571-nucleotide messenger RNA. RefSeq names its product serine/threonine kinase. Gene Ontology annotation, molecular function: protein serine/threonine kinase activity; ATP binding. The transcript has a single exon. Bases 1 to 2571 code for a protein of 856 amino acids. The record is from RefSeq and is a predicted model, not a curated record. NCBI's taxonomy places the organism in Eukaryota, Heterolobosea, Eutetramitea, Acrasida, Naegleriidae. Gene Ontology annotation, biological process: mitotic DNA damage checkpoint signaling; protein phosphorylation. Gene Ontology annotation, cellular component: nucleus.
AUGAAAAGAAAGUAUGAGCAAGAUGAUCACACCACAUCCCUCAAUGGUGGUGGAGAAGAAUGCGAACCAACAAUAAAACAAGCAAAGGCAAAUACUUCACCUAACAUUAAUCCACAUGAUCAAAACAAAUCCAUAAUUUCGGAUAUUAAAUUCGAACACGACACUAAACCUCAUCUCCGAUACUUUCUUAAAUUACUCGAAGAUUUUGAUGAUGAUCAUGAUAAUGCUAAAUUCAGCCAGGGAAUAACCAAUUCUGUACUGGGAUAUUUCAACAAAUUUCUGAAUGGAUUGCCAGAAAUUAUUGGAUCGAAUAAUGAACAAGUUGAUGAUGGAGUAAAAACAUGGCAUGCUGAGAAAAUAGGAGCUGGGGGAUUUGGAACUGUUUUAAAAGUGAUUAAAAGGAAUUCUAAUGGUCAAAAUGUAAAAGCCAUCAAAGUGAUACCAAUCAUUUCAACAAUGGGACCAAAUGAAGCAGUCAGUGGAGCCAAAUUGGAUCAUCCAAAUGUUGUGAAGGUUUACAAUUCAAUCUUGAUUAGACAGACAUGUUGUAUUGAAAUGGAAUUUAUUGAAAUGGGAAGUUUACAAGAUUUAAUCAAGAAGAAAAUCAAACUUCCAUCAAUUGCAAUUUUCAAAAUGAUGUUCCAAUGUUGUGAAGUAUUACUAUUUAUGAAACAAAGAGGUAUGGUUCAUUCAGAUAUCAAGCCUGCAAAUAUUCUUGUGAAGAAACUUGAUUUGAAUUCGAAUGAAGUCGAGGUUGCCAUUGGAGAUUUUGGACUCACCUUAUUGAAUGACACUGUUGCCUCCCAAAUGCGAGGUGGAACAACAAGCUAUGCUCCUCCAGAGGUAUUAGAAGUCAAUGAAAAAGGCAAACGAAUUUUCAAAGCCAAUUUCAAACCAACAUUUAACACUGACUUGUUUUCAUUAGGUAAAACUUUCAGAGCUUUAUUCAAUAAUCACGAUAGUGAUCAGUUUACAACAGAUAUUCUUGAAAUGAUAGAACAAUUAAUUUCAAGUGAUAUUCAACAAAGAGCAAUUGGAUUUUAUAAUAUUGGCUUUAAUGGAAUAAUAUAUUUCAAUAAUAAGUCUUUGAUUUGGAAAAAUGAAAAGGAGUUGUCAGCUUUCUCUAGUUUGGAAUACCUUAUGAAAGAUUUAACAACACUCCCUCAUAAGAAUAGAGAUUUCAUUUUACAAAAUAAUAUUUUGCAGAGUGCACACAAGUCAUUGAAACAAGACCGAAAUUUCUUGGUUGAAAUAGUGGUCAAAGAUGUUAGAAAUUUACUAACAAUUGAUGAAUCAGUGAGAACAGAUAAAUCAUUUGCCAUUCAUGUACUGGAAAGAAAUGAAACUGCCUUUAAUUACUUCGAUGAAUCAUUAAUGAGAGAUAGAGAGUUUAUUAAUGAUAUUGUUGGACGAAAUGGGUUGUUAUUGAAAUAUACCACUUUCUUAAAUGACAGGGAAAUAGUUUUAACUGCAUUCAAAAACAAUAGAGAGGCACUUCAAUAUGCCAACGAAUCAUUGAGAAAAGAUAGGGAAUUUGUAAUGAGUGCAAUUCAACAUGAUGGAAUAGUAUUCACGUACGCAGAUGAAUCAUUUAGGAAAGAUAGAGAAUUUGUUUUGGCAGCAGUACAACACAAAGGAUUACUACUUGAUUCUAUUGAUAUCUCUUUCAGGAAAGAUAGAGAAAUUGUAUUGAAAUCAGUGAAACAAAACGGGUUAGCUCUAGAAUACGUAGACAAAUCACUUACUAAAGAUAUAGAAAUUGUCACAGAAGCUGUUAAACAAAAUAGAUUUGCAAUCAAAUAUGCAGAUGAAUCAUUGAGAAAAGAUAAGGAAAUCGUGUUGAAUGCUGUUGCACAAAAUGAACAUGUUUUACAGAUUGUUGAUGGUUCAUUUGUCAAAAAAAGAGAGAUUGUACUGAAAGCAGUUAAACAAAAUGGGCUAACAUUAGAAUCUGCAGACAAGGAAUUAAGAAAAGAUAGAGAAAUUGUAUUGGAAUCAAUUCAACAAAAUGGUUUAGCAUUAAAGUAUGCAGAUGAAAUGCUGAGACGAGACAAAGAAAUUGUAAUGAGAGCCAUUCAACAAAAUAGAUUGGCAAUUAAUUUUGUGAGUGAAUCAUUGAGAAAGGAUAGAGAAUUUGCCUCUGAAACUGUUCAACGGGACGGUUUAUUACUCGAAUGUAUGCAUAAGUCAAUUAAGAACGAAAAGGAAAUUGUAAUGAAGGCAGUUCAACAAAAUGGUUUGGCUCUCAAAUAUGCCAAUGAAAAAAUGAAGAAAGAUAGAGAAAUUGUUACAACAGCAGUUCAACAAAAUGGUUUAGCUUUGGAAUAUGCAGAUAGGUCAUUACGGAAAGAUAGUGCUAUAGCAAUAAUGGCAGUGAGCCAAAAUGGAUUGGCACUAGAGUACACUGAUAAAUCAUUAACUAAAGAUAGGCGAGUUGUAAUGGAAGCUGUUCAACAAAAUGGAUUGGCUCUUGGCUUUGCUGCGAAUUCAUUUAAGCAAGAUCAAGAAAUCGUAACGAAAGCAAUUCAACAAACCCCAAAUGCCCGUUUCUUUUCUUUGAUUAAAAAUUAA